Molecule: messenger RNA, 1008 nt
Organism: Letharia lupina
Lineage: Eukaryota; Fungi; Ascomycota; Lecanoromycetes; Lecanorales; Parmeliaceae
Exons: 2
Coding region: 1-1008 (335 amino acids)
Source: RefSeq, a predicted model, not a curated record
AUGCCGGGGAAAGACCCUUCCGCUGACUUCAAGGGGAACAUCAAAGUCAACAACAAUCCCCCCACAAAAGAAGAUCUGGAGAAAAUCGCGGACCUGCCUGUACUAGACAAGGAUGGGAAGAAGUGUACGUUCAAGAGCUUGUAUGCCGACAAUGAGAAUGGACCGCGCCGGGUUCUGAUAAUAUUUAUACGGCAUUUCUUCUGUGGGAAUUGCCAAGAGUACCUCCGUACCUUCGCAUCCUCCAUUACCCCCGAGUCCCUCUCCUCCCUCUCCCCACCCACCCAAAUUGUCGUCAUCGGCUGCGGCCAACCGCACCUCAUACCCAUGUACAUUCAAGAAACCGGAUGCACCUUUCCCAUCUACGCCGACCCUACACGGAAAUUAUAUCAUCUCCUCCGUAUGACGAGCACCCUGACUCUGGGCAAGACGCCCGAAUACAUGCAGCGCUCUAUCCUGUCCAUGGCUGUGAGGAGCUUCAUUCAAGAGCUGAAGUCGGGCAGAAACAUGCUUUCCGGCGGCGAUUUCCGACAAGUGGGUGGAGAAUUCUUCUUUCAAAACGGGAAGGUGACCUGGUGCCGUCGCAUGCGGAGUACGAGAGACCAUGCGGAGAUCCCCGUUGUAAGACAACAGCUGGGACUGGACGACACGCCAGCGCCACGGAGGAAGAGGUGGAGCGCUGCCGGUAUAGGAGAUGGUAUCACCAGGCGAUUGAGUAAUCGAAGACCCAUGAGUUGGGCUGGAGGGCCGAGAAGUAAGAGCGGGAAUAGGCUGGAGAGACCCGCCAGUGGGAUGGACUUCCUCAGAGAGGAGGAUGGGGAGAAGUUGAUAAACGGAAAUGGGGUUGCAAGUGGGCAUGAUGUGGGUGCCAAUGGCGCUGCCACGAAUCGUGUUGCUACCAACGGCGCUACCACGAACGGUACGGCCAACGGAGCUACUGUCAACGGAUCCGGCAAUGGUGGUACCACGAACGGCCGCGCAAUCUUGGAAAGAAUCAACUUCGAUACGUAA